CAUGGUUAAUACAGGUAGAUAAACAUUGACCUACAGCUCACAGUCGCCCUCAAAUAGUGAGCACACUACACAGAGAGACAACAGAUAGACCCAGUUGUUAAAUUCAAAGAGAGGUAAUAUUACUGCCCCUUGUGGGGCCAGAGAGUGCGAUCACAAAGACGAAAUGUAUUGACAAAAAAGAAGCCAAUUACAAUCUAGUUUCCAGGGAUUUGCCUUGAUUGGCAUUUGGUGGAACAAUACAAUUAUAGCUUUGUAGUUGACCGACCAAUCCCAAGUGUCAUUGCUUUUUAGUGGGCGGGCCCACAUCUUAUCAAGGGAGAGGGCCAAGGACUGGUCGCAAAUCGGAAAGAAAAAAUGGCGGCCGUGGCUGCAGAGCCAGGAGCUGCUGCGGCAUCAACAACAGAGGAAGAGCUCGAGUUCGCAUUGGAAUCAGCUGAUCAUGAGCGAAAUCUGAAUGCAGAUGUAACGCGGGGCUCUGCGCCUGUAAUGGACCUUUGUCACCAACACAGAGAUGUGGAUGCAGUUCAGGAAUGCAGUCCGGUCCAAAUGGAGAUAGUCGGAAGGCCGGACAUAGAAGCCGCGGGAAAAACCCUCUCUGCUCAUGGAGGUGAUGAGCACGACAAAAUGUGUUAUCUUAAUCGCGAGGGGGACAAUAUCGCGGAUAAUAAUUUUGAGGACUACAAAAUGAACGACAAUUUAAUGUCGACGGGCUAUAAAGAACAGUGUUCUCUUAAUUUGGAGGCUGUAAACGAGGUCAGUCCUCACGACACUCAUGCCUGCCUUUUGCCUAGCUCCAUCUCGGUCUCUGUCUCUCAGCCAUCAGUGGUCUUUUUGCAUUCUCUCCCUGCUCACCCUUCUGUAACAGAAACCGGGCUGUCCCUGGCUGAACCGGCCGAACCAGCAAUCGUGGGACGGAACCUAGGGUCCAUCGAUGAUUUUAGAGAACUGAUAAAGCCUUCCUCUGAAACAGACCCUGUGCCCGAAUCCGCAUGUGAUGGUCCUGGGUCAGAAUUCAUGCCUCGGGAGGAUGCUCUUCUUGAAUGCCCCCAACAUGCCGACCACCCCCAAUCUCUGUCGGUUUCAGAGAGUGAUUCAAACCUCGGAGCAUCUGUGGACGACGGCUUCGCUAGUGACUUUUCAGCCGUCCCUGCAGAACACUCACCCCAACUUCCUGUUGUGGGGGACACCGUCCUGUCAUCCCCAUUGCCGGUGGACUCCUGUUCCCCGCAGCGGAGGUUCGACUCGGACCUCUGCGAAGUUAAGCCUGAGCCCAAACCGUCGUUGCCCAUAUCAGAAUCAACAGGGUCACCGCUCGAGCUCCUCAUACCUGGUUCCGAGGUUCGAGUGUGUUUGGAUCACAUCAUCGAUGACGCAUUGGUUGUGUCAUUUCGUUUAGGCGAAAAGCUGUUUUCUGGCGUGCUCAUGGACCUCUCGAAGAGGUUUGGACCCUAUGGAAUCCCAAUCACAUUACAUCCCAAGAGAGAGUACAAGGACAAGCCGGAACCUAUGCAACUAAAAGCUGUACCUCCUACCGCGGAUGCCGAAAAGACACAUGGCAAAAACACCAACGACAACUCCCAAAAAGAGCCUCCUCCCCCAACAGCAGAGGGUCGUAAUGGCACUCUCGAAUCCACCCCCACGCCCACGCCCCCCGAAGCAAACCCGAACCCUAACCGACCCCCCCACCCAUGGACGUCGAAGCCUCCACCGCUGUUCCAGGAGGGCGCCCCGUACCCGCCGCCCCUCUUCAUCAGGGACACCUACAACCAGCCCUUACCUCAGCCGCCGCCCCGCAAGAUCAAGCGGCCCAAGCGUCGGCUGCUGUACCGCGAGGAGCCCACCUCCAUCAUGAACGCCAUCAAGCUGCGGCCGCGCCAGGUGCUCUGCGACAAGUGCAAGGGCACCGUCACCGUGGGCGGCGGCAGCGGCGGGGGGGACAGUAGGCGGGAGACGCGGAGAGGAGGCCCCGCCGCGUCCGAUUGUCGAAACGACGAUGGCAAACGGCGGCGGAACGACCACAGCGCAAACACUGUCUCCGGUAAGCGGCAUCGACCCGACGAGAAGGCCCGCGGCGGGGCGGACUCGGCCAAGCGGCAGAGCUCGGCCCAUCUCCGCAUCUCCUCCAACACUACGUCCUCGUCUGUGGGCUCGGUGAAAGGGGCAGCAGCCGGGGGGAACAGGGUGGUGAGGGGGGUGUCGAGCUCAGCAGGAAACGGCAACAGCAGAGUCAGCAGCAACCAGCUGAGCAGCGCCAAGAAGGUCCUGCAGAGCAAGAACGUCGACCACGUGGCCAAGGCCCAGGAGAAGAUGGCCAAGGUGCCGUGCCGGCAACGGGACACAGUGACGUCCUCCGGCGUCAACAACACCAACAGCAACAACAACAACAACAACAGCGGUGGAGGCGCCAAAACCAUGACCCGCUCGGCGGCUCUCCAGCAGGCCCACCAGCACCAGAAGGUGCACUUCACCCGCCGGCUGCAGCAGAUCAGCACCAGGGGAGUCGGCGGCAGUGUCGGGGUCGGCAGCAGUGGCGUCGGCGGUCCGCCCAGCAUCUCCAGCCCGCUGCCGCCCAGGAUGCGCCUGAAGCCCCAAAGGUACCGUAACGAGGAGAACGAGUCCUCUCCCCCCUCCUCUAGUAAGCCGUCGCCGCCCCCUCCCCCGCCCCUAACCCCACCGCCACCUUGCCUUGAGAAAGUGCCGACAACGAGCGUCGUCCACGUGUCGCUGGCCAAGGUCGCCGCCGCCGCUCCUCCGCCCCACUGCACCUCCUCCUCGCGUUCCUCCUCCUCCGCCUCCUCCACUACUUCGUCCUCCUGCUCCCCGCCCUCCUCUGGCUCGGCCUGUGAGCCCGCCGCCGUUGUUGCCGCUACCGUUGCUGCUCCCGCUUCCGUCGCUGCUCCUGCUUUCACCGCCACUGCUGCCGCUACCGUUUUUGAAACCUUGGGUCCUGCCAAAGUGACCGGCCCCGAGCCUGAUCCUAGACCGCCGGUGCUACCUGAGCCUCAAACCCAACCCAUACUCAAACCGCAUCCCCAGCCCCAGCCUGAGCCAGAGCUAGUGCCCGAGCCGGCCACGGUGACGGCGACAGCUGCAGAGCGCGGGGACUCGACGGUGGAGGCCGAGGAGCAGGAGGGCCGGGAGGAGAGGCUGGAGAUGCGCGGGAGUGGGAACAAGACGGCGGCGGCGGCCAGCGGCGGCGGCAACCUGCUGGUGUACGUGUCCCUUAAGCCUAGCCAGCCUGACUCCUCCAGCACCUCCAUGUGCAGUGUCGAUAGCUCAGACGAGGCCAAGUCCUCCAACUCCGAGUGUAGCUCGACCGAAACCUUUGACUUUCCUCCUCCCGGCGCUUUGUCCUCGCCCGUCCCUGUUGUCCCCGCCAUCCCCGUCGUCCCUUCCCCCAGCACGUCCUCCUCCUCCUCCAGCACAGUCGCCACCUCCGCCACUACCACCGCUGACGCCGUCAUCGCCCCCGACACUUCCUCGCCCGUCAUCGACGGCGACGAGAACAGGCGCGGCAAAUCUCACAAAGGCUCGACGUUUUCCAAAAACGUCUCCAAGUGCAUGACGCUGGACGGCAGGACCAUUUGCGUGGGGGACAUCGUCUGGGCCAAAAUAUACGGCUUCCCCUGGUGGCCCGCCCGCAUCCAGGCCAUCCAAGUGAGCCGCAAAGAUAACGGGCUCCUAGUCAGGCAGGAGGCCCGAGUGGCCUGGUUCGGUUCGCCGACCACCUCCUGCCUAGGGCUCACGCAGCUCGCGCCCUUCCUAGAAAACUUCCAGUCCCGCUUCAACAAGAAGAGAAAGGGCUUGUACCGUAAAGCCAUCACAGAAGCGGCCAAGGCUGCUAAACAGCUGACCCCCGAGUGCUGCAACAGUGAAGGGCUGUUGAUGAGUUCCAUGGCGUCCUGACCACACUGCCAGAGGAGGAGAGAGAGAGCGAGAGAGAGAAUGGAGGGGGGAAGAAGAAGAAAAAAAAAAAAAAAAUGAAGAAGAUAAUGAUGAUGAUGCAGUCUACCACGGGACAAAUGGGCCAAAACGGAGAUUAUUUUUAUUUUAAAAAAAGAUGACUUUUAUAUUUAUAAUGACUUGCUGACUUGCUCCAACUCUCCCCAGCUCCUUUGGUUAUAUCAGAAGAGAAAUUAAAAACAACCCUUAGAUCUUGUGAUCUUUUUUUCUCCUUUGUUGAGCGGGUGGUGCUGAGCAAGGCCAGAGAGACAUGAUCAAAAAGGCACAAGGCGCAACGACGACAGGCAUCAAUGCAAUGCAAUGCAAGCAAACGCGGAGGGAGCUGUGAAUAGUAGUGACACAGAGAAUAAUGUAUUACGAUGAAGCGUAUACCUGGUGAGAUGAGCUGAAGUGAUGGCAACUGUGAGUGAUUGAGAAUGCAUGUGUUUCGCUCUCACCUAAAUGCAAAGGGGAGGGAUGGGGGAGGUAGCCUGGCCUGGCGACUUCCAAGUCUCUUCAAGACUUCAGUCUGGCCAUGCAAACCAUCUACAACAGUUUUCUGCAGGAGAUGUAAAGGGCGUGUCUAGCUCACGUUCAUAAAAUGUCUCCAUAAAUAUAUAUAUUUUAAAUUUAACCUUGAUUUUACCAGGAAAAUAGACCCAUAGAGAUUAAAAUCUGUCUUUUACAAGGGUGUCCUGGCCACGUGGCAGCACAAGCUACAAAUUAAAAAAAAUGCUAGGCUACUGGUUGAAGCUUCAGUUCAUUAGAUAAUUUCUUCACUCACCUUUUAACUGAAAUGGUGUGUGAUUGCCUUUAACACACCCCAAAUCAUCGGAAAUGCUCAAAAUUGAUUGGUUCCCAUUAUUGGGGAAAUUUGCAAUGUUGUAAGAUGGUGCCUGGCCAAACUCAAAAGAGACUUGUGGUGGUGAUUGCCAGGCUAGGGGAGAGGGGGUUUGGGGUAAUCAGGUUUUUGCUGUGUGGAGUGACAAUGGAAUUUCCUUAUAAAUUGUGAUAUUUGUUCAUAUAGUUGGUGCUAUUGAAAGUGAGAUGGCCUUAACAAGUGUGCUCUUCAAAGUCCAUUUUGUGCGUUAUGUUUAUAUGAAAAAUUGGGGCGGCUUGAGUGGAAAAGUGGUCAAAAGCCAACUGCCUGGAUCAAAUGUGCACAGACAUAAUUAUGCAGGCUCAGCAGUGCACACCCAUUCUUUGUCAAGGACUGUUAAGGAAGACACUUUCCCCUCUGACACUUACAUCUAUACUUGGUCGCCGAUGUUCCCUUAUUCUAUAACCAGAUCACACAACUGGAGAAAAUGUAACAUGUAGUACCUAUUUGUAACGGUCCCAUGGUUGUAUGCAACAGCACACCCAGAUUAUCCUCUUUGCAUAUGGAAAAUCUCCUUCCAGACCCUGGGUGCAGUCCAUUAAAUUAACUCCCGUCCUCCCUUGUGCUUGUGGCCUUGUGAUAACGUCAUUGAGAGAAGUUUAAUUCAAUAUCUUCCAAAAGCGCAAUUCAAAUGUCAUUUUCACAUUUGCAAUCGGGAAGUUUAGUCCCCCAAAAGUGGUUGACAGUGCAGGUUGACAGUGGGGAAACCUAAUUGAUUUCUCCACUGAGGUGGGGUGAGGUGGGGCGGAGCGCAGAGAAGCACGAGGCCAUAAGCACAAGGUUGAAGACGGCAGUAAGGAUAAUGGAAAGAACAUCUUGUUUAAAUCAAACGCAGAGUGGUGAUGACAACAUGAGGUCUUAGGCAGCACUGGUCCAGCUGGGGCCUAUACUACAAAGCUGGUUCAGGUUAAGUUAAGAGGUAAAUCAUCUAAUACAAGAGCUUUUCUUCAGAAAAUGAGGACUGCAGGCUCUUGUAUUAGAUGAUUUCCCUGUUAACUUAUCCUGAACCAGCCCUGUUGUAUAGGCCCCUGAUCUAGGACACAUCAUAUGUGACAAGCUAUGGACAGAUACAUUUGUUGGGCUUUUUUUCCUCCCAACCUGUUAUUUUGUACAUACAUGCGUUUCAAAACAAUCGGAGGACUUUAAUUGGAGGUGGUGAUGAUUAUUAUUAUCAUUAUGAGAACGAUAGUUGUGGGGUAUUGUUCCGUUUUUACCGUGUCUGUAUAUCUCUAUGAAGAAAACAUUAAACAUCAGCUUUUGCCUUCGUAUGGGAGUGUUUGUGUUUGUUUAAAGACACACGCACACGCACAGACACACACAGACACAGAGACAGACCUGAUAGAAGAAAAUCCUGACGCUGAAUCUUUCACACUUUUUCACUUUUUCAAACAAACCAUUGAGCCUGAACAACCAUCAGGCACUGAGCCUGAAUACUAUCACCCC
This is a messenger RNA of Engraulis encrasicolus (European anchovy), 6265 nucleotides long. It is a transcript of the gene pwwp2a, whose product is annotated as PWWP domain containing 2A. The record is from RefSeq and is a predicted model, not a curated record. Gene Ontology annotation, cellular component: chromocenter; nucleus. The transcript has 3 exons. The coding region runs from base 355 to 3906 and encodes 1183 amino acids. Gene Ontology annotation, molecular function: chromatin binding. NCBI's taxonomy places the organism in Eukaryota, Metazoa, Chordata, Actinopteri, Clupeiformes, Engraulidae.